Trypanosoma cruzi is the source of this 1461-nucleotide messenger RNA. RefSeq lists its product as uncharacterized. Bases 1 to 1461 code for a protein of 486 amino acids. The transcript has a single exon. The record is from RefSeq and is a predicted model, not a curated record. NCBI's taxonomy places the organism in Eukaryota, Euglenozoa, Kinetoplastea, Trypanosomatida, Trypanosomatidae.
AUGCUUUUUCUGAUAUUGACAUCAUACUUCCAAGGUGGUGUUCAAUUACAGUCAAUGCCUCCAAAGAAGAGGUCCAUUUCAAAGAAGAAGAAGAAGGAGGUGCUGCCAGAUCCAAACACCAUUUCUAACGGUGAGUGCGACUAUUACAUAGGCUCUUGGUCCCAUUACCAAAACAUUGACGCCAUCUCCGACAUUGCACACACUGUACUGGAUCAACACACCUCGGCUGAUGGGGAGGUGGGAGAACUUCCUCGUACAAAUAUUCUUAUCCCAGCAUGCGGACUCGGGGUUGCGGGUUCCCACUAUGGUGUAGAAGUGGCCAACAACAUCGUUGUUGAGAGCGUCCCCCGAACCUCCAUGAAAAAUGCAGUACAAUUGAAGGAGGCAGGCGUGGCGGGGGAAGAGGCGUUAGAACCCGAGGAAACCGUUGAGGAAAAACAAGAUGUGGAUAAAUCCUCCGAGGUGAAUGAACCUGAUGUUGGUGCCUCCCUAAGUGCCUGCGAUGUGAUUGUGCAUGGAACCGUGCACAUUGAUGGCAUCGUGACACGCAUUGUUAUUAAGCCAGACCUUCCAGAGCCUCCUGUUGUUCCACAGACUAAGAGAAAGCCCUCCAUUAAGCGCAAGAAGAGUGCAAAAGCUAUUGAAGAAGAGCAGCGGCGUUUAGCCGAGGCGGCAAAAAUAUAUGAAGAAAAGGUUAAUGCGGCUGUCGCUGCUGCACGAGAAGAGGAAGAAUACCGGAUGCAGUAUGCACAUCCUAAUCGUUGGUCCAAUGUGGUCUUCACCAAUAUCACUUUUACAGGUCAAGUGAUAGUUUCUCAUGCGCAUGUUACAUUUCGCAAUUGUUUGUUUUCUGCGCGUGUUGUGGAUGUUGCCCAGCUUCUGGUGACGCAGUACUGUCAGGUUGAAUGCAUCAGAUGCACCUUUGAGUGUCCUGAAAAAUGUGGCAUGUACGGUCUACCAAUGGGGAAGCUGACAUUUCAGAAAUGUCUUUUCACGGGUAAUCCCAAGACAUUACCCUCGGAGAAAGGGGCCACGGAUGAGGCCCGUACGUUGCGAGGAAAGGCUGUGGGACUUCACACGGACAGCUGUUGCGUAACUGUGGAGGAUUGCCAGUUUAAGGACUUGGAAACUGCCAUUCUCUUGCGUGGUUCACACCCUGAUGCCACCGCCGAAAAGCCUGCGAUGGUGGUGCGAACAUGCAAAGUGGAAAACAUCUUUGGCUCAGGUAUCGUUUUGGAGAAUGUGCGUGGGGUGGAGCUUAUGAAGAACGAAUUUGCACAGUGUGAUUACUAUUCGUUGGAUUGUGUCAAGGGGAAAGAUAUUCGCGUGUUUCAAAACACUUUUCUCUCGGAGGUCCGUGUUCAGAGGCAUGCGCAUGUGAAACUCAUGCAUAACAGGAGUGGAACUGUGCCCCUAGCAUUGAAGGAGGUUGACAACCCCAACUGGCAGCCGGUGUACUGA